Messenger RNA from Durusdinium trenchii, 1188 nucleotides. Lineage: Eukaryota; Dinophyceae; Suessiales; Symbiodiniaceae. The record is from the annotation of a GenBank genome assembly.
AUGAGUAGGGCUGUUUUGGAGCGUGAUGUGAAUGAGUCAGGCAAAGUGCCAUUCCAUGUCAGCUUGCCUACAGCAGCAAUGUGGGAUCAUGAACCAAAGUGCCAAGCUUUGAUGCGUGAAGCAAUGGUGUGGUGCCAGCAAGUCACAGGGCACGACCCGAAGCACUCGUGCAUGUUUGGCGAUAUUUUGGAGAUGCUGCCGGGCUCAUUGGCAGAAUAUUCCACAUAUGAGUCAAAGCUUGCAAUGACAAAGUCAUGGUCAUUGAAGCGUUCCUGCAAGUGCAUGUCGCAUGGGGCCUUUUGCAGUCCUUUCAAGCCGAGCUGUAUCGAUGUUUCGGGGCUACCGUGCCCCGACUUUUCAAGGGCAGGCUUGCAACGAGGGCGCCACGGCCCUACCAUCCCAGUGUACAUGACGCACGGGCGAUGGGCAAAGGAGAGUCGAACGCCCUUGCUCCUAGUGGAGUGCACACCUGAUUUGGACAUUGAUAUGCUUCAAGAUUGCCAUCCAGGGUACAGCUGGCACCAGAUGUACUCAGAACCUGGAGAUUUCGGGUUUUCAGCCACAGCCCGGAAAAGGACUUGGGUGAUAGGAUCCAACGACAACAGAAACAUCUGCAGAGCAGAUCCAUAUGAACUCUUGGAUGAAAUCAAGAUUGCCAUGAAGGAUGUGCACGUGCGAGUGCGGGACUAUCUCGUGGCCAGUGAAGCAGAGGUGCACAUGGAAGCGCUUCGCGUUGCAAACCUGAAAAGAAUGGACAAUUUCCGUCCUGGCAUUGACCCCAUGUCAUUAUUGCUGAACCUGAGAGAAGUUCAGACAAUGUCAGAGCUCAACCAAAAGUACCACUCAAGGACCGGCUUCCCAGCAAAGACUGACAGGGACCUAGCUUACUUUCUUGGAGAUAGUGCAACCUAUUGUUCAUGGAGCGCAGCAAGUGGCAAGCUGCCCACAUACCGCCUGACGCAAGGGCGGUUUUGGCUUCCAGCCGUACAACGGUGGCUGACGUCCAAGGAAAGAUUAUGCUCGAUGGGCUACCCAGUAGUGAAAGAAAUGAGCCUCGGCAUGGGGCAGGUGCCUUUGGUAGGGGCCGUGGACCCUGAGAAAGCAGCUGAGCGGCUUGGCAACGCCAUGCACUUCACCACUUCCGGCAUUUUUCAAUGCAUAGCUCUAUCAUGUUUUGGCCCACAAUAG